AUGGGCGCGACUCCAGGCCCGGCGAUCCCGGUGACACCGAAUAAUAGGCGCAUGGUGGGCAACAUCGCCGUCGAGAAGGAGAUCCGCAAACUGAACAGCGACUACGGACUCGGCAUUGAGAUUCCCGACCCGACUCUUAGCCCGUCGCGCCGCAAGCAGCUCGGCGAAGAGGACGAGCAGUACGCGCGGUGGGACCGCAUCUGCAGCGGAAUCCAGUUUCUCUACUACCAGCGAGGCGACACGCUCGACCAGGCACUCGCCUCUUUUUUCAACGAGGCCAAGGCAGCGAGCCUGCGCUGGGUGCCCAAGCCUCGCGCCGAACCCGGAACGCUUCCCUCAUCAACAACACCCCCAAAGGCGCAAACCGCCGGCCAGCAGUGGAACUUGCAAUCCAUCCUGAUCAGCGUCAUUGACAACUUCAAGGUUCUCAUGAGGCCUACCUUGUUGGUCCCGAAACCGAAUGGCAGUACUAGCGUUGCUGGCCUCGCGCCAAUUCUCGCGUCCGGUGACGAAGGGGCCUCUGGUUCACCCAGAUCGGGUGCCGAAUCCCCCGAGUCCCCCGGCUCCAAGCGGUCAUACGAUAGCGACGAUGACCACGGCGCCAAGCGACUAAGAGGGAAAGCACCCGCAAGCUCCCGCGGCCCAUCCCCGACCCCAUCGGCCUUCACUCAUGCCCUAGACAAAGUGCCCACCCGCCGGCACCUUGGCCAACCUCCGGAGCGCUGGACUCCCGAGCGGCGACGGCCCGACGAGCGGCGACGGCCAGACGAAGAGCGAAGCAACUCCAGUGAUACUUCCGACAGCAGCAAGGUGUCGAGCAUCUUUAGCAAUCGUGAUCGGCAGCAGUCGACCCAGACCACUCUGGACAGGGCCUCACAGGAGCCGAAGCGCCCUCUCGGCACUCCGAUUCCCGCACGCCCCUCCACGCAGUUCAGUAUCGCCCAUCGGUCUGCUCCCCAAGCACCUGGGUCCCGCGGCCUAACCGAGACUGCUCCGAAAUCGUCCCCCCGAUCGUCCACUGCCACUGUGAGCACUGUCUACUCCGACUCGUCCGUCUUGAGCAGUUCCUCGCUGGAUAAGGCUUCGGAGCCUUCCUGGGACCAGGUGGAUGAUUUUCUGGAUACCAGCAAGCCCACCCCUAUACAGAAAAGGCUGCAAAACAUUUGGCCCAAGUUCCCGCGCUGGCUCCGCGACGCGCCCCUCGCCGUCGCAUGGGAGAUCACCCGGAUCUGCCUCCACUGCAAGGUCGAGAUUGACGAUGACACCGUAAAGUACGAUCCCGGGUGGGCCAAGUCGGACAUGCUCGGCAUCUGGCGGAGCUUGAGCCAGCUCGAACCCUUCCGCGGGAAGUCGUUCCCCGAGCGCCCAGCGGCAGAAGUGUUCGCGGCAGCCCUGGCGGGCUUUGAGACGAGGGGAAACACCGUGGUAAUGUCGGCCGCGUUGGAAUUCAACCCGAGCAAAUCCGGCCCUUUGUUUCUGCUGGACAUGAAGCCGCUUCGAUUCGACGAAGGCUGCAGGCUAACACGGCGCUUCGGCCCAGAUCGCUUUCUGGAGGUCCUCAUCCCAUCUCCCACCGCGAUGAAUGCGCCUCCGAUCAUCAAGGACACGGACGGAGGUUCAGAUCAGCUCAUCCGAUGGCUGACUCAGAAGCCACACUCCUUAGUUGGGCGGCAAUGGCAAGCCUUUUACUCAAAGGACGCAGGCUACCGAAAGCCGGCGAAGGAUUUCAAGCUUGGCCCGGACGCCAAAGCCACAUUCAAGGAAAGAGUGCAUUUAUUCGCUGAGAACGGCCCCAACUUUCGCCCUACCGCCAUCCGUUCGAGACACGACAUCCCUUCCGACACGGCGCAGCAGCGAGCUCAGAUCAAAGUUAGCCACAUGUUGGACUGGCUUCUUCAGCUAGAGCAAAACGAGUGGCAGCCCCACUUGAAACUCUUCUCGCGCAUCCAGCUGGGCUUGAGCAAGACGUUUCCGGCCGUCAAAUUCGAGCCCGAACAGAUCCUCCACCACCCCGAGGACAUUCUGUCGCCCACCGGAAAAGUCAUGAACGACGGCAUCGGCCGCAUGUCACGUAGCGUGGCGAAGAAAGUUCGAGAUGCCCUCGGGCUGAGCGACAUUCCGUCCGCUCUCCAAGGGCGGAUGGGCUCCGCCAAGGGGAUGUGGUUGAUGGACGUGACCGAUUCCGGAGAUAGCGACUGGAUCGAGACAUACCCGUCGCAACGAAAAUGGAACUGCGAUUAUAUCGAUCCGUACCAUAGGACACUCGAGGUCCGCAGUGUGGCCUCGGAGCUGAAGUCGGCUGGUCUGAACCUGCAAUUCCUGCCCGUCCUGGAGGACAGGGCCAGAGACAAGAGGCGUAUGAAGCAUGCGAUCGGGCAGCGGCUCACGAACGAUUUGGAGAAGCAGUUCGAGAUUCAAAAGACGGCCCUGAAGCGCCCUUUGCAGUUUCGACAGUGGGUCAGCGAGAACUCCAACAACCGGACGGAUCGCGUCAAACACGGACAAGUCCCAUUCUUGGGUGGGCUCCCCGACAACAAGGGCGAGGUUCUGAACUUCCUCCUAAACAGUGGAUUUGACCCAAAGUCGCAAAAGUACCUGCAGGAUCUGGCGUGGGACCUGCAAAAGCAAAAGUGUGAUAUUCUCCGGACCAAGCUCAACAUCAAGGUGGGCCGAUCCGCCUACAUCUACAUGGUGAUCGACUUUUGGGGUGUUUUGGAGGAGAACGAGGUGCAUGUCGGCUUUUCGUCCAAAUUCCGGGAUGAAUCAGAUGACAUCUCAUACACGCUCCUGGCGGACUGCGAUGUCCUUGUCGCUCGUUCACCAGCCCACUUUGUCAGCGACGUCCAGAAGGUCAGGGCCGUGUUCAAGCCGGAGCUGCACGCGCUCAAGGAUGUCAUUGUUUUCUCCGCCAAGGGAAACAUCCCGCUCGCCGACAAGCUGUCGGGAGGCGACUACGAUGGCGACAUGGCCUGGGUGUGUUGGGAUCCGGACAUUGUCGAGAACUUUGUCAACGCCGACAUGCCGGUCGAGCCGGAUCUUUCCGCGUACCUGGGCAAGGACAAGACGACCUUCAAGGAGCUGGUGCGCCAAACGGGGCAGACCGGCAACCAUGCUCGCUACGAAGCGGUCUACGACAUGAUCAACAAGAGCUUCCAGUUUGCGAUGCAACCAAAUUAUCUGGGAAUCUGCACCAAUUACAAGGAGCGCGUAUGCUACCACAACAACAGCGUCAACAACAGAGCUGCCGUCCUUCUGAGCAGCCUGGUGGGUAACUUGGUCGACCAGAGCAAGCAAGGCAUCAUCUUUAACGCCGAGAGUUGGGAUCGGCUGCGGAGGGACUACUUCCACGGCAAGAUGUUUCUCGAGGACCCUGCGUAUAAGGGCGAUGGCUGGGGCGGCACAGAAGAGCCGCGCCACAUUAUCGAUUACCUCAAGUUCUUCAUAGCCAAACCGGCCAUCGACCGUGAGCUCCAGUCAUUCCAUGAGUCCAUGACAGCCGCGAAAGGCUCCGCGGCUGAAGCGUCUGGAGAAGGGGCUCACUGGUGGGACCCAGACCUGGCCAUGCACUAUGAGCAUUUCAAAACCCUCGCCAAGUCAUCCCGCUCGUUGAAGGGCCUGCUAGACGCACUAACCAACGCGAUCUGCGGCGUCGAGCGUGAGUGGAAGCUCCUCAUGAGCAACCGCGACGGCACUCUCGGGUACCCGGACAAGGUCAAGCGGGUCUACGCGAAAUGGCUCGAGGUCGACCUCGCCUCGGUCAGCAGCACGGGCUCCAACGUGAUCGACUCUAAGACGGCCGGACUGCUGGGGCAGCCGUACCUUGUUGAGCGCGGGGCGGGCGCGACGAGCCUGUGGGCGCUGCUGAAGGCGAGCCUGGCGUUCAAGGUGUACUACAGGAUGAGCACCAAAUUUGUCUGGCAGAUAGCCGGGUGUCAGCUCGCGUUUAUCAAGGCGCAGGUGACCUCGGGCGUUGCGGGCAAUGGGCCAGACGGCAUGGCACUGCUGGUUACGCCCCACAUGUACGCUGGGCUGGCGCCCGACGGGCGGUUUGUCAAGCAGUACAUGGCGCGGCUAGAGGGUGACGGGUCCGAGUAUCCCGACGCGGACGACGGUGAGGAAGAUGGCGGCGGAGGAGGGAGAGGUGAUGACGUUGACUGA
Molecule: messenger RNA, 4158 nt
Organism: Chaetomium fimeti
Lineage: Eukaryota; Fungi; Ascomycota; Sordariomycetes; Sordariales; Chaetomiaceae
Product: RNA dependent RNA polymerase-domain-containing protein
Exons: 2
Coding region: 1-4158 (1385 amino acids)
Biological process (GO): siRNA processing
Cellular component (GO): nuclear RNA-directed RNA polymerase complex
Molecular function (GO): RNA-directed RNA polymerase activity
Source: RefSeq, a predicted model, not a curated record